Paramecium pentaurelia is the source of this 1579-nucleotide messenger RNA. The record is from the annotation of a GenBank genome assembly. NCBI's taxonomy places the organism in Eukaryota, Ciliophora, Oligohymenophorea, Peniculida, Parameciidae.
AUGGGAUGUGGUUAAGUAAAGUCAGACAAUAAAUACUUAGAAGAUAAAAAUUUUAAAUCAAAUGGACCUAUAUCUACUUAGAUUUCUAUGGGUUUGUCAAUAAUUUAAAAAACAGACCCAAUAGAUGCAGACUAUAUUCCUCAUAAACUCGAUCCACUAGCAAGUAACCAAUAUUAUAUAUAAUAACUAGCUCUACGAAAUUAUAUAAGAAAGGGAAUCUCGAAAAGUAACAGUUAAGCACGAAUAAUAAGGACUUAUAAUUGUGCAAACGCCAGUUUAGAAAGAAAAUAACAAUUAUAAGAGACUAUUAAUCUGUUAUUAUCAUUGGUAUAAAAUUUUUCUUCAAUUAGAAACAUCUCAAUAUUCAAAGCACUCUUACCUAUUAUUACUAUGAUUGUAGGUUAAGUUUAAUUGGUGAAUACAUCGAUGGAGGCAACCUUUUAACUUAAUUAGAUAAAUUUAGCUAAUUACAGUAAUACCAAUAGAUUGACAUCUUUUGUUAGAUUAUGGCAGGUGUAUAAUACUUACACGAUAAUGGAGUGAUGCAUGGGUAUAGUUCAAAAUAAAAUUAGUGAUAUUCGACUAGAGCACAUUCUAUUUACAAAUAAAAAUUUAGAAAAAAUUAAAUUAAUCGAUUUUGGGAUAUCAAAUUUAAUCAAAUCAGAAUUCUCAUCAUGGAGACCAAAAAAUACUAUGCAAGAAUUAUCUUUUAGAUCACCAGAAACAAUCAAAGGAUAAUCAACUUUUAAAUCAGAUAUUUAUUCUUGUGGCUGCCUCUUAUAUUUCAUUAUAACAUCUCAUAUGCCAUUUUAAGCAAAUAAUUAUCAAUCAUUAAAAAGUUGUAUUCUACGUGGUGUUCCUAAUUUUGAUAGUACAGAAUGUGCUAACAUGAACCCUUAAAUGAAAUAAUUAUUAAGCAAAAUGUUGAAUGCAAAUCCUUAGCGUAGACCAACUGCAUAAGAGGUUCUGAAUCAUCCAAUUUUGAAUAACAAAAUUAGAAUUAUGAACAAACCUAAUAAAUAAUUGCAAAAGCAUAUGAAAGAAUUCAAAGUAAUGAUAAUUCUAUUUUAGUUAUCAUCUUAAAUAUAAGCAGCCAUGUUAAUGUAUAUAGCAGAGAACAUGAUGUCAGAAUAAGAUAAAAAAAGGUUAAUGGAUGAAUUCUAAAAAUUUGAUCUUAAUAAAGAUGGAUAAUUAACAAAAGAUGAGUUGCUAAAAGUUUAUUCAGAAACUUUACCUCCUGAAAGGGCUUUAAAAGAAGUUAAUACAAUUUUUUAAAGAAUUGAUGUUAAUGGUAGUGGUAAAAUUGAUUAUUAAGGUAAAAAAGAAAUUUAUUAAAUUAGAAUUCAUUAUAGCAACAAUUGAUUAGAAAAAGUAUUUUAAUAGAGAAAGACUCUUGAUGUUAUUCACAUAAAUUGAUAGAGAUCAUAGUGGAGAAUUAAAUAGAUAAGAAAUUAAAAAAUUAUUAAGAGAUAUGUAGAUUCCAAAUAAUAAAUAUGAAUAAUUAGUUAAAUAAUUAGAUAGAGAUGGAGAUGGAGCAAUAACAUAAGAAGAGUUUCUCAAAAUGAUGUUAUAAAUUUGA